AUUCAUAAACCAUACGUGGCAUGUAAAAGGAAAAAAAGAGUUCUUGCAUGCUUCAGUGUUUAAUCAAAAUGGAGUUAGGGAAGAAGGGUCUGGUCUUAAAGCUUAUGGGGCUUCUGUUAUUGGAACUCCUCUGCCUGUGUUUAGGGGAAACCUACCAUUUUAAUUGGAAUGUCACCAAAGCUUCAUACACCAGACUGAAUAGCACCAAGGAAAUAUUGACUGUAAAUGGGCUAUUUCCUGGGCCAGCUUUGCAUGUCCGCAGAGGAGAUAGGGUGUUUAUUAAUGUUGUCAACCAUGGAACCUAUAAUAUCACCCUUCAUUGGCAUGGAGUGAAACAGCCUAGGAAUCCAUGGUCGGAUGGUCCAGAGUACAUCACCCAGUGCCCACUCCAAGCAGGGGCAAACUUCACAUAUGAGAUAAACUUCACCACAGAGGAAGGAACCAUUUGGUGGCACGCUCAUAGUGACUGGUCAAGAGCCACAGUCCAUGGCCCCAUCUUUGUUUAUCCCAAGCGUGGAGCUUCCUACCCUUUCCCCAAGCCCUACUCUGAAGUCCCCAUUAUUCUUGGAAACUGGUACAAAGGAGAUGUGAUGAAGAUAAUUGAAACAGCACUUGCGCUUGGAGGAGAACCAAACACCUCAGAUGCUCAUACCAUAAAUGGUCAACCAGGAGAUCUCUCUCCAGCCUCCAAAUCAGGAACUUUCAAGAUGGUGGUGCAGAAAGGCAAAACUUAUCUUCUUCGCAUCAUUAAUGCAGGGAUGAAUGAGGAAAUGUUCUUCGCUGUAGCCAAUCAUUCACUUACAGUCGUUGGAUCAGAUGGCAGCUACCUUAAGCCCAUAACAACAGAUUAUAUAAUGAUAACCCCAGGCCAAACCAUGGAUUGCCUCUUGAAAGCUGGUCAAAGCCUUAGUCACUAUUACAUGGCCGCUAAAGCUUAUUCCGAUGGAGAAGGUGUUGCCUAUGAUAACUCCACAGCCACAGCAAUUAUACAAUACAAAGGCACCUACACCCCUCCAUCAACUCCCUUUUUCCCAACCCUUCCUGACUAUAAUGACACUGAUGCAGCAACUAACUACACUAAACGCCUUAGAAGCUUAGCCAGUACAGACCAUCCAGUUGAUGUCCCUCAAUCUUUUGAUCUCAGAAUCUACACAACCAUCUCUAUGAACACAUUGCCUUGUGCCAAUAACUCAUGUGAAGGACCUAAUGGGUCAAGACUCUCUGCAAGCAUGAACAACAUUAGUUUUAGAAACCCAUCAAUUGAUAUACUUCAGGCUUAUUAUAAGAGGAUUAAAGGGGUUUAUAAAACUGGUUUUCCUAAUGAACCACCUAACUAUUUCAACUUCACAGCAGAUCAGUUUCCAUCUAAUCUUUCAACACCGAUGGUGGGUACUAAGGUGAAGGUGGUAGACUUCAACUCAACUGUGGAGAUUGUGUUCCAAGGGACUAACUUGUUUUCAGGGGAGAACCAUCCAAUGCACCUCCAUGGAUAUAGCUUUUAUUGGGUUGGAUGGGGUUUUGGAAACUUUAACAAGACCACAGAUCCCAAAAACUAUAACUUGGUUAAUCCCCCUGAAAUCAAUACUGUGGGAGUCCCUAAGAAAGGAUGGUCUGCCAUUAGAUUCCGAGCAAACAACCCUGGAGUGUGGUUCGUGCAUUGUCAUUUGGAGCGUCACACUAGCUGGGGUAUGAACACAGUAUUAAUAGUGAAGAAUGGUAAAAGCAGACCAACAAGUAUGCGAAGAAAACCUCGAUAUGUGCCUCCAUGUUGAGGCAUACCAUUUAAGAGUUGGCUGUAGACGUACGUCGGUAUUGGACACAAGGAUUUGCUCAGUUUUUAGUAUUUUUAAGCGUGAGAUGUGAAAUUGUUAAUUGGUGAUUUGUUGUAAAGUCGCUGCAUCCUCCUAAGAGGAACUAGGCGCUACUAGGGUUUGUAUGCGUAUGUGAUGCUGCAGUUCCUUCCCCAAGUCCCCAACCCACCAUUCUACCCUAUUUGUUUGGUUCAAUAAAGUGAAGGUUGGAUUAAAA
This is a messenger RNA of Macadamia integrifolia, 2028 nucleotides long. Its product is annotated as laccase-14-like. The record is from RefSeq and is a predicted model, not a curated record. Gene Ontology annotation, molecular function: copper ion binding; hydroquinone:oxygen oxidoreductase activity. Gene Ontology annotation, cellular component: apoplast. Gene Ontology annotation, biological process: lignin catabolic process. Bases 48 to 1772 code for a protein of 574 amino acids. The transcript has 6 exons. NCBI's taxonomy places the organism in Eukaryota, Viridiplantae, Streptophyta, Magnoliopsida, Proteales, Proteaceae.